AUGUUUCACAGUAGGGACAGUGUUCUUUUCUUGAUAUGCUUCAUUUUUUCAUUGGAUAGUUUUGAUGAACUUGGACCUUUUGAUUUCAAAACAUCCCCGUCCUGGUCAAAUACAAAGUACCUGGCAAACGUAAUUUCUCUGGAAGCCACAUUUCUGGUGAGCAGCAUCCUAUUUGUUUUGGUUGUGGAGGAAUGGAUUUGGGACUAUGGUUGCACAGUAACUGUGAUUCAUAUCACUGUAGUUUCACUGGUUAAUAUGGAAAUCCCUAUUACGACACAGUGGUGGACCUCCAUAGGCAUUGGUUUGACCAUGAUGAUCUGUGGAGGACAAAUUCUGGCUUAUCUUCUAUACCAUAACAACUUUAUCUAUCCCGACCUGGAUGAUUUUUGAAAUAAUCCUAGAGCAAAAAUUAUUUAAAAUGUAUAAAAUGCUUCUGUUUAAGUUUGUUCUUUUAUAAAGCAUUUGUUUAUCUGUACAUUUUUUUUUUUAAGUGUAGUACAUGGGCUCAUGGAUGACAGGUUGAGUCAUGCCUCAACUUGUUUCUUCGCCAUGUAUAUUAAAUUGCAUACCAGAAAUGUCAAAGUGAUUUGUAAUAGUUUUUGUUGAAAUUAAAUGAAUAUAUUUUCCUGCUAUUGCUACCAAAGAACACAAAAAUUCUACU
Messenger RNA from Bufo gargarizans (Asiatic toad), 661 nucleotides. RefSeq names its product transmembrane protein 244 (gene TMEM244). The annotation marks the transcript as partial. The record is from RefSeq and is a predicted model, not a curated record. Lineage: Eukaryota; Metazoa; Chordata; Amphibia; Anura; Bufonidae. The transcript has 5 exons.